Molecule: messenger RNA, 831 nt
Organism: Penicillium expansum
Lineage: Eukaryota; Fungi; Ascomycota; Eurotiomycetes; Eurotiales; Aspergillaceae
Exons: 2
Coding region: 1-831 (276 amino acids)
Source: RefSeq, a predicted model, not a curated record
AUGGCGAUGGCUGCCUCUACCUCUAUAACGACCACCUCCCUGGAACCCACGUCAUCCUACUCAUACGACUCCCUCUUUGGUACCAGCACGUCCUCUAGCUCGGCCGCUUCAUAUACCGGCUCCGAUGAAUACCCCGUAUUUCCAAACGGGGCCUAUUUCUCCAGGUUUUAUGUUGUCUCAUCCCAGGAAUCUGGUCUCACCGACCUUGAUAUUGAUCUCUACAAUGAAUGCUUCCUACCGUACAACCCGUUGUCACACCACAAUUUCCGCAGGGAUGACGCGACUACAACUAUGUCCCCCAGGCCCACCUAUCUGAUCGAUGAGGCUCCGUGUAAACGACAAGCAGCGAUCAAUUCUAAUUGCUACUUCCAAAACACAAACGGCACGUUUUCAGGGCUUCAGACGUAUUCGGACGAUUGGGAUGUCCAGCAGCAUUGCUAUUGUGACAUAUAUCCAUUCUUUGAUUCGGCAGCUGGUUGUCAGGAAUGUUUCAGAAAGCAUGGAGGCAUUGAGGGCUACCACUGGUUCCCAGAGAGUUACGUGAUGGGAGUCUCGAGCGCCUACUGUAGCGCCAAUCCCCAAACGACAGGAUUCUAUCCUUUCGCAAAUGCAUGGUCGAGGACCUCGGCAUCCAGUUUGCCUACUAGCACUGCUGUUGAUAGCUUAGGCACGCAGACAGCUGCUAGUCUUUACUACACCUACGCCGCGGAAAAUACAGCUGCCGGUGGUAGUAGCAAAAGCGAGAAAAACAGCGCUACGUCAAGCACGCGCCUCAGCUUGAAGGGGGCUUUUGUGGCCGUACUGCCACUGGUUCUAAUAUUAUCCCAAUGA